This is a messenger RNA of Miscanthus lutarioriparius, 3927 nucleotides long. NCBI's taxonomy places the organism in Eukaryota, Viridiplantae, Streptophyta, Magnoliopsida, Poales, Poaceae. The record is from the annotation of a GenBank genome assembly.
AUGCGAGUACGCGACCUUCGACCUUUCCUUUCCUGCGUGUGCGGCGUGGGCGCAUGGCGCGUGGCGGGGCCUGGCGGCGAUGCGGCGUCCACUUCCAGCAGAGCAGAGCGACAGAGCGGGCGGCAAAUCACACCUCACAAGGGCCCUAAUCUCACCUCUUACGUGAUCCGAUCCCUGAUUCCCUAUGCAACAAUCGGCAGUUCCAGCCGAGGAGGCAGGUGCCCGGCAGUAUCAACCAGCAAGCAGAAGGGCACCGGGAAAGAAAGCAGAUUUACUUCAUUCUCAUACUGUCAGAUUUCAAAUAUGUUAGAUGAGAACACAGAAUUGUGCCCUCCUGACACAUCAAAAGGCUUGUUGCGGAAAGUCCUACGCGUGAUAGAACAAAUCAAAAGCUUAAAUAUCAGCCACCCAAAUAUUGAAGCACGUGAGUUAGGGGCAGAUGAUCUUCAGGUAGCUGUCGCCGAUUACAUGAAUAUGGGAGGGGCAGCAAAGGUUUCCCAGCAUGUCACCUUUACAAGACAGCCUGCACCAAAACAGUGGCAUAAAAAGAUGAAGGCCCUCUUCCUUAGUAAGAGUUCAAGCUACACGUGUCGUGCAGUGAUCACUGGUGACCCAUACAUUGGCCUUGAUGUGGUAGGGGUGCCUGAUGAAAUAGCGAGAAGAAUGUCAGUACAAGAAUGUGUCACAAACUACAACAUUGCUCGGCUGCAAGACAUGAUGGAUAAAGGACUAUUAUGCCUGACAUACAUCGAUCUGAAUACCAAUACAUAUGACUUGGAUGGGAAGAAAGGAAACAAGAAGUGCAUCAUGCUGAGGGUUGGUGAAACUGUAGACCGAAGAGUCCUUGACGGGGAUCUCGUCUUCCUCAAUAGACCACCAAGCACUGACAUGCACUCAAUUCAAGCUUUAUAUGUCCAUGUCCAUGAUGACCACGCUAUAAAGAUCAACCCGCUCAUCUGUGGCCCACUUGGAGAAGAUUUUGAUGGCGAUUGUGUUCACAUCUUCUUCCCAAGAUCAGUUCCAGCAAGGGUUGAAGCUGCAGAGCUCUUCACUGUGGAGAAACAACUGCUGAACUCCCACAAUGCGAAGCUGAACUUUCAGAUCAAGAAUGACUACCUACUAGCUCUGAAGAUAAUGUGUGACAGAUCGUAUUCUAGAGAAAAGGCAAACCAAAUUGCCAUGUUCUCGUCAGGGAUGAUUCCACCGCGCAAUUGUUGGACUAUUUGCGAUCGUUGGACUAUUCCUCACAUUCUACAGACUACCGAUGCAUUAAGAAUCGUACCAAGCCACCCGAACACUGUUGGAGCCUCAGUUACUGCCAUCAUCUCAUCAACUCUUUCAGAAAAGGGUCCAAGGGAGGCCAUAAAGCUCAUAAAUCUUCUGCAGCCCCUCAUAAUGGAAUCACUGCUUAUGGAUGGUUUCAGCAUAAGCUUGAAAGAUCUUGAUGGCCAGAGUGCAAUGCAGAAGGCAAAUCAAAGUAUUUCUCUUGAGAUCGAUGAGUUCAGCAAGUCAACUGUGGACUUCAUUGCUAAUUCCUCUGCCCUUGGUCUGCUCGUUGAUCCAAAAAAUGAUUCAGCUCUGAAGAAAUUAGUUGAGCAGAUUGGUUUCUUGGGCCGUCAACUGCAAAACACUGAUAGGUUAUACUCUAGCAACUUAGUGCAGGACAGCUAUAACUUUCUGGAAAAGUGCAGCGGAAGCACCAAGUGUUAUGAACCACCAAAGGGACAUGAUUUUGUUACGAGUUCAUUUUACAAUGGUUUAAACCCAUAUGAGGAACUACUACACUCAAUAUCAGUAAGGGAAAAGAUAGAGCGCUCAUCAUCUAAAGGACUGGCUGAACCUGGCAAUCUUUUUAAGAACAUGAUGGCAAUGCUCCGAGAUGUCACAGAAGUACUUCUUACCGAUGCUUGCUCUAAAACUGGUACCAUUGACCAAAAGGCAAUUUUGUAUCUGAACAAAUGCUUUUGUGGACUCAAGUUUUGUACGGAAAUAGCAGCACACAGGGUGCAAUCCUGCUUAAAAAGAAUCAAAUUGGAGUAUUGUGCCACUGAGAUUUCCAUCAAGUACCAGCAAGAAGCAACUCAAGCAGCACAAUGCCUUGUUGGUCACAUUCACCUAGAUAAGGAGCAAUUGAAUCGGAUGGAAAUAACUAUGGGAAAUAUUCUUCAAACAUGCCAAAAAAAUAUCAAUAAACAUGUAACGAAAAAUAGGCAGCUGAUGCAAAUUUUGAAGACAACUGAAAUAAUUUCAAGUGAAUGCUGCUUGUGUGGCCAGGAUAUAGGUGAUGAGCGAGCCUUGCAAGUUUCCUGCUUGCAGUGUUACAUCCAUGCAAGCACCACCACAGCGCAAUCUGAAUCUAAUGUUAUCCAGAUGAUGACCAAUACAAUUUUUCCUAUACUAUUGGACACGGUUAUAAAAGGUGAUCCUCGAGUCCAGGAGGCUAAGUUGAUAUGGGUUGAACCAGAAUUAACACGUUGGGUCAAGAACUCCAGUGCAGAGCAAAAAGGAGAACUGGCACUGGAAAUCGCAGUGGAAAAGAUAGCGGCUGCAGAGAGCGGUGGCACCUGGGGAGUAGUAAUGGAUGCAUGUGUCCCUGUGAUGGAUCUAAUUGACACCACCAGGUCUGCACCUUGCAAUAUCCAAGAAGUUCAAAAGGUGUUUAGUAUUUCCUGCGUCUUUGAUCGAGUCGUGCAGCACCUUUCCAAGGCUAUUGGGAUGGUUACAAAAUCAGUUCUCAUGGAGCACCUGAUAACCGUGGCAAGCAGCAUGACCUGCACAGGUAGCUUGCAUGGCUUCAAUAGAUCUGGUUCCAAGGCCACAUUCCAGUCCCUGAAGGUUCAGGUGCCAUUUACUGAAGCUACACUGUCUAGACCAAUGCAAUGUUUCCGGAAGAGUGCAGAGAAGGUAGACUCUGAUCAGCUGGCUAGUGUUGUGUCAACCUGCUCUUGGGGUAAUCACACAGCAAUCGGGACUGGCUCAGCUUUCAAAAUCCACUGGAACGAUGAGAACCAGCUUCCAGAGGACGAAGUUCAAGAGGAUGAGGUGGUAUGUUUUGGUGGAACUAGUCCAAUAUCAUGGACAGACAAGCCAAAAGGUGAUUCCCUGCUGCAUGAUUUUAUGGGUAGGGCUGGAAUGUGCAGCACUGUACAGGAACACCAGGGAAUGCAAAAUAAGAUAAAAUGGAACUCAGUUGCAAACUGGAAAAAUGAUAAGCCAAUGGGUCCUCCCCGUACAGCUUUUGCAGAAUCAACUAGCACCAGAGGACAGAACAAGAGACAGUUUACUGGCCAAGUAUAUGCUCGAAAGCAACCAAAGCAUAGCUGGAGCCAAGCUGCGACACACCAAAAUAACAAGCUAAGUUGGUGUAGAGAAAAUGUUGCAGGCGCACAGGACUUUGCCAAUGCAGAAUCAUCUAGCUCAGGUGGAUGGAACAGGAAGAAUAGUGGUUUUGGUCGAGGUGGUCGUAGAGGUGGCGGUAGAGGCAUGUGGAAAUUAGAGGGACCACACCGUGGAGGCAGUAACAGCAGGAACUGGAGAGCCCAGAAUAACAACAAUGCUAGACCAGGAAGGAUCAGUUACAGUUUCACACCAGUGGAGCAGCAAAUAUACACACAAAUUGAACCAAUCAUUAAGAAUGUAAAAAGGAUCAUCCGUGAAUCAAGAGAUGGCAUGAAGCUUUCUCAAGAUGAUGAGAUGUUCGUGGUGAACGAGAUUCUGAUGUACCACCCAGAGGAGAAGAAGAUGGCCGGUCAGGGCAACUACAUUAUGGUCGAUAAGCAUCAAACUUUCCCUAGCAGCAGAUGCUUGUACGUUGCGUCCUCAGAAAGAUCGAGAUCAGAUUUCUCUUACAAGAAGUGCCUAGAGAAUUUCAUCAGGAUCCACUACCCACAUGCUACGGAUUCGUUCUGCAGAAAGUACUUCAAAUGA